UCAAAGCUAGAGUAACAGGUCCACUAUCACGGCCAAUCACAAUACGGAGUGGAGUCUCUCUGGAAAAAGGCAGGCAAAAGCAAGAGAAGGUGGAGUUCGCGUUCCUGAUUCCACCACUCAAACGACAGAUCACACAAAGCGGAAGCAAAAGCGAAGCGAAUCUAGGGUUUGUUGAUCGGAAGAGGACUUCCAUGGCGAGUCCUCAACCGGCGCGAUUGUCCAUCGCGGCGACGCCUGGUUCUAGGGUUUUGCAAAGCCCUCUCAGUGAUGAUGCAAUCUGGAAGCGACUCCGCGACGCUGGCUUCGAUGAAGAGUCGAUCAAGCGGAGGGAUAAGGCUGCUCUUAUCGCCUAUAUUGCGAAACUUGAAGCGGAGAUUUUUGAUCACCAACACCAUAUGGGACUUCUCAUAUUGGAAAGGAAGGAGUGGGCUGCUAAGUAUGAGCAAAUUAAAACCGAAGCUGAAUCAGCUGAAAUAGUAUAUAAGCGUGAUCAAUCUGCACAUUCAUCUGCUUUAGCUGAAGCAAGGAAACGAGAAGACAGUCUGAAGAAGGCUUUAGAAAUUGAAAAAGAGUGUAUUGCAAAUCUUGAGAAGGCCUUGCAUGAGAUGCGGCAAGAAUGUGCUGAAACUAAGGUUGCAGCUGAGAUUAAAUUGGCUGAAGCGCACAGUAUGGUAGAGGAUGCACAGAAAAGGUUUGUUGAGGCUGAAGCAAAGCUGCAUGCAGCAGAAGCUUUUCAAGCAGAAGCCAUCUGCUUUCGCCGUACUGCUGAAAGAAAGCUACAGGAAGUUGAAGCACGUGAAGAUGAUCUACGGAGACGUCUGAUCUCUUUCAAGUCUGACUGUGAUGAAAAAGAGAAAGAGAUCAUUCUUGAGAGGCAGUCAUUAUCUGAAAGGCAGAAAAAUGUCCAGCAAGGACAGGAAAGAUUACUUGAUGGACAAGCUUUGUUGAACCAGCGGGAAGAGUACAUUUUUAGUAGAUCCCAGGAAUUAAAUCGACUUGAGAAAGAGUUGGAGGCCUCAAAAUCUAACAUUGAGAAAGAACUUAGAGCCCUAAAUGAAGAAAAAUCUAAUCUGGGGCUGAAGCUGGCUUCCUUGACAACAAGAGAGGAGGUUGGUUGUUUAUAUCUUUUGCUCUUUAUUUAUAGGAAGAGCUAUUUAUUUAUAUUCUCUUUUGAAUGCGCCCAGGAUGUUGUCAAAAGAGAAGCUUUGCUGAACAAGAAGGAGCAUGAGAUUCUUAUCUUACAAGAAAAAAUUGCAAGCAAGGAAUCUGAUGAAGUUCAAAAACUUAUGGCUCUUCAUGAAAUUGCUUUGAAAACUAGGAAAGCUGAGUUUGAAGCAGAGCUGGAAACAAAGCGCAAGUUGGUGGAAGAUGAAAUUGAAGCUAAGAGACGGGCUUCGGAGUUGAGGGAGGUAGAUCUUAGCAACCGGGAGGACUUUGCCUUGGAAAGGGAACAUGAGUUGGAGGUUCAGUCCAGAGCACUAGCAGAGAAGGAGAAGGAUGUUACAGAAAAGUUGAAUUCACUUGAUGAGAAAGAGAAAUAUCUAAAUGCUGCUGAAAAAGAUGUUGAGUUGGAGAAAAUUCAUUUGGAGAAAGAAAAAGAAGAGAUCAACAAGAUGAAGCUAAAUAUCGAGAAGUCCUUGUCUUCAUUAGAAGACAAAAAGAAACAAGUUGAUCAUGCGAAGGAGAAAGUAGAGGCCAUGAAAAGUGAAACAAGUGAGUUACUAGUUCUAGAAAUGAAGCUUAAGGAAGAGAUUGAUGUGAUCAGAGCUCAAAAACUGGAACUAAUGGCUGAGGCAGAUGAGUUGAGAGCACAGAAGGCAAAUUUUGAAGCUGAGUGGGAAUCAAUUGAUGAGAAAAGAGAGGAACUUCGAAAUGAAGCAGAACGUAUUGCUGAGGAAAGGCUAGCUAUUUCCAAGUUUCUCAAGGACGAGCGUGAUAGCCUGAAACUAGAGAAGGAUGCCAUGCGAGAUCAGUAUAAACAGGAGGUUGAGUCACUUUCUCGUGAGCGAGAAGACUUUAUGAGUAAAAUGGUGCAUGAGCGUUCUGAGUGGUUCAGCAAAAUUCAGCAAGAACGUGCUGAUUUCUUGCUGGACAUUGAGAUGCAGAAGAAGGAGCUUGAGAACUGCAUUGACAACAGGCGUGAAGAAUUAGAGAGUUAUUUCAAAGAAAGAGAGAAGACAUUUGAGCAAGAAAAAAUGAAGGAAUUACAACAUAUCAGCUCAAUGAAGGAAAGAGUAGCAAAAGAAUUGGAACAUGUUGCUUCGGAAAUGAAAAGGCUUGAUGCUGAAAGGAUGGAGAUCAAUUUGGAUCAUGAGCGAAGGGACAGGGAAUGGGCAGAACUAAGUAAUUCCAUUGAAGAACUUAAGAUGCAAAGACAGAAGUUAAAGAAACAGAGGGAACUAUUGCAUGCAGAUAGAAAAGAGAUCCAUACACAGAUUGAACAUCUGAAGAAAUUGGAGGAUUUGAAAAUUGCCUCAGAUAAUAUUGCUUUGGCUGAGAUGCAGCAAUCCAAUCAGGAACCCAGCCAGAGAAAAGUUUAUGUAAAAAGAUAUUAUAAGGCACAAAACACAAUACCCAAUGCUGAUUUUGAAUCACAUCAGAAAAUAAAUGUUGUCAAGAAUGGCUCUGGGUUUAAUUUGCCUGCUUUACCAGACAGCUCUUCUCCUUCUACUGCUACUCCUUUCUCAUGGUUCAAACGAUGUGCUGAAUUGAUAUUCAAACUUUCUCCUGAGAAACCCUCAAUUAAGCAUGGAGAGAAGUCUUCGAUAUCUAACUCUGAAAAUGCAAACUUGACAUUGGCUGGAAAUUUAGAUUUGUCUGAUGGAUUUGAUAGGGAAGUGCAUGACAGAAAUGAAAAGACACACAGCAUCAGUGAUAGACAGCCCACGAGGUAUGCUCUUGGAGAACCAAAAGUGAUACUGGAAGUACCUUCUUCAGGUGAGGAUGUAAAAGGAUUGCAUACCUUGGAAUCUGAAAUUAAGAAAGACACCAGUGAAAAUUCAAGUCACUCAUUUUCUGAAAAAGAGCUUCUGGCUGGAAGGAAAAGAAGAGUUGUAAACUCUUCCUCCAAUGAUUGGGUUGACACAACUCUAGAGCAAAGACAGAAAAAUAAGAAAAGGCGCCAACAGGAAAAUGCUGCUGAUCCAUGUGGGGUCUCAAUACAAUCAGAUGCGAGAGAAGGUCAGGAUGUAUCAAUCUCACUGAAUCAAACUCAAGGAGGUGCUGAAGAGAGCAAUCUCUUGAUAACAGAUGAAAUCAUCAAAAUUUCAGAAGUGACAUGUGAAAAUGUGGUCUUCGACAAUCAAGCCAAACCAAAUGCUUUGCAAAAUUCUGUAGCGGAACCAGGUCAGGAUAUUCAACAUGGAGGAACAAACGGCCUUGCUGAUUCAAAUGCAGAAAAUUGUGUCCUAUCCUCUGACUUUAAGGCACAGGAAAAGAUAGGAAAAGAAGCGCUCUUUGUGGAUUUUGGAGAAGUUAUUGAGCAUAGUCAGCCUCAAGAUGAAUCCAUAUCCGAGAAGAGUCAACAGGAGCUUCAAGAACAGGGUGUUCCCAAGUCAGAUGAUGAUAAGAAGUUAAGUGAGAAGGUUGGAAGACGGAUGAGAUCAAGACAGAAGUCAUGAAGUUGUGAUUGUUUAUGUACUGCAGCUGUAGUUUACUGCAUGAAGCUUGAAGUAUGCACAAAAACGUGCAAGUUGUUGAUACAGUCAUGGAGGGGUUCUUUUGUCAUCGCUGGAGACUUGUCUCAGAGUAGGGCAAACAUGUAAAUGACUCAACUCACUAAUAUUUUGAGAGAUGUAAAUGCUUUGUCCAUCAUAUAUGGUCUUUAAUUGUGUGGAGUGUUUACUUUAGGGCAGUAGUUUACUGUUGAUAUUCAUUAUUUUGUAGAGGGGCUUGGUGGCAUUUGUGGGGUGGGGGUUUUUCUCCUCAUUCAUGGCUUGUGAGUUGUCUGCUUUGUUGUUUGGCGAAUUAGUAACUAGCUUUAGGAGAGGUAAAUUUAUCCCUUGAAACCUUUUGGGAAAAUACCAUAGAUGUGGUGUGUUGAUGUUUGCUAGAGGCACCGGGUGCAGGUGAUGAAGUUUAUAGUCAGUAGUCAAUAGUCAAUGUGAAUGGUGGUGUAUUUUCCAUGUGUGAUCUUAACUACAUCUUGAUAUUAAUAGUUUGAAUGCUGCUAUGUUGACGUCU
This is a messenger RNA of Vitis riparia (riverbank grape), 4182 nucleotides long. Its product is annotated as protein CROWDED NUCLEI 4. The coding region runs from base 192 to 3620 and encodes 1142 amino acids. Lineage: Eukaryota; Viridiplantae; Streptophyta; Magnoliopsida; Vitales; Vitaceae. Gene Ontology annotation, cellular component: nucleus. The record is from RefSeq and is a predicted model, not a curated record. The transcript has 8 exons. Gene Ontology annotation, biological process: nucleus organization.